UCACAAGUCACAAGACACACAACCGCUUGUCACCUGUUUCCACAAGCUUCGAAAAUCCCAACCACGGAAAACUCUGCACGUUGUGUUCUUCUCCAUCUUCCACCUGUGAACACUUGACACUAUCCGUAUUCGGGAAAAAAAAACACAAACUUUACCAAUUUCAAUCAAAGGAUCAAUAUUGUGGGUUUCAAUCAAAGGAUCAAUGGACAAGAGAGGGGCCUUGUCUCUAGGAGUUCACCGGAGAAAAAUCAAGAAAAACAGCAGGAAGAAGAAACUGUUCAAGAAAAUAUUUGAUUAUCUCAAAUCAGAUUCUUUCUUAUUUGCCCCCUUGGUUUCUUCUCAACCCUCUGUCUCACCAAAAAUGACACUUCCUACCGCUACUGCGGGAGUUGAGAUAAUGAAACCCCAUGAGGAUGAAAACAAGAAAUUGGUUGACAAGGUUGGGGAUUACCUGAAAUCUGAUUCUUACCUGUAUGCCCCCUUGAUUGGUCCUCAACCAUCACAGGGUUUUGAUCCUAACAUUGCCGGUCCUCAUUCAGGAUCAGUUCGGCUUCUGAAAAGGGUGACUGCGGAAGUUUCAACAAGGAUAAUAACUAAGAAAACCAACCUGCCUACAGAAGACACAUUAAACGUAAUAGGAGGAGAUGAACCCUCUGAGAACACUCGUCUUAAAAACCGCCUUGCAGUUCAAAGAACUGUAGCUCAUCGGGAAACACUGAAGCACGCGGUUCACCAACACUGUCGCUCAUCUAUACCAGGGAGUGGGAUUCUUGGGACAGAGCCAAGGAAGCUUGUCGUGGAGUGAAUCGCUGCUGCUUUUAUAGUCACAGGUGCGUCGAGGAAAAUCGAGGGUGAGACGUCUGAGGUAGUAUAGUCUCUCAUAUCCCAUGUUUGUUUGUGCAAGGGAUUAGAUUGGAUUGUGGUCAAUCCUGUGUGUCCAAUAUUUGUUUUGAAUACCGCUUGAUAAGUAUUAAUGGCUCUAUUGUCUAUCAA
Messenger RNA from Rhododendron vialii, 993 nucleotides. RefSeq lists its product as uncharacterized. The coding region runs from base 203 to 805 and encodes 200 amino acids. The record is from RefSeq and is a predicted model, not a curated record. The transcript is spliced from 4 exons. Lineage: Eukaryota; Viridiplantae; Streptophyta; Magnoliopsida; Ericales; Ericaceae.